CGGGCCCUCAGCUUCUGGAUAUCCACCGAUGAAGAAAGGAUGAAACACGAACCAUGUUCGUUUGACCAAUAAUAAUGAAGCGAGUUGCUGAGACGAGAGAAUAUGGAUAUGUGCCAUCAAAAGUAUGCUAUCAUCGUCCAAUUCUCAUACCCAUUUGUUAACCUCCCUCAUCCAAAUGGCGGUACAUAUUGCCAUGGGUCGGCUAUUUCAUGACCCUUUCAAUACACAGGAACAAAAAGGCCCAUCGCGAACAAUUCUUUUCUUGCCGUAAUUCUUAAAUGUCCACCACGACAGCACUCUGAUGGCUUCAAUUGUCUUCUCUUCCUCAUGACUUCUAUCGAAGAAACCCAUCGAGCCCUGCACGAAACCUUCUCCUCACGAAUAACCCUCCCCAUUGCAUGGCGCCAGCACCAACUCCUCCAGCUCGCGAGGAUGUUCCAGGAGGGCCACAAACUCCUAGCCUCCGCCUUGAAUGCGGACCUCGGACGACCGACGCUCGAGUCGUACUUUACCGAGAUCAACACCGCCGUGGACAGAUCUCUCAAGGCAGCAAGGGACCUACCACGAUGGGCAGCAGAGCACGACGUCGAGGUCGACGAAGAUCUGUUUCGCCCUUGGAACCCCAGAAUACGGAGGGAGCCUAAAGGAGUGGGACUAAUCAUUUCACCGUGGAACUUUCCCUUCUUCCUCGCUACGAUGCCUAUCAUCGGGGCUCUUGCAGCAGGGUGUUGUUGGGUCCUCAAACCGUCAGAAUUGGCACCAAAUUGCGCGAGUGCGUUAGGGGACCUUGUAGGAAGGUAUUUGGAUCAGAGAGCUUGUAGGGUCGUCCAAGGCGGAGUGGAACAGACAACGGCUCUACUGGACCUCAGAUGGGAUCACAUUUUCUACACGGGAAACGCAACCAUCGCUCGGUCCAUAUCUCACAAGGCCGCUCAGCACCUCACACCCACGACCCUCGAACUAGGCGGGAAAUGUCCGGUCCUUCUAGACCCAAAGUCGACGUGUAAUAUGGACCUGGCGGCGAAGAGGAUCUUGUUUGGAAAAUGCCAAAACUCCGGACAGAUAUGUGUGUCCCCCGAUUACCUCGUCAUACCGACAUACGACGACCCCGGGGUGCUUCCGCGCGUCGUCGAGUCGUUCAAGCGGGCGUACGACUCGUUUUAUCCUUCCUCCGGCGGGGCGCUAGCCCAUCCAGAAUCCCUCUCGAGGAUCGGCUCGCUCAGACAUUUCACCCGGCUGGCGUCUCUGCUCACGCAUACCAAGGGGCGUGUGGUCCUCGGGGGUCACGCGGACCUUUUGAGUCUGAGAAUCCAGCCGACGGUGGUGGUGGGGGUGGGGGAAGAUGACGUGCUGAUGGGCGAAGAGAUCUUCGGGCCGGUUUUGCCGGUGCUGGAGGUGGGGAGUUGGGAGGAGGCUGUUAGGGUUGUGAGGAGGGUGGGGACACCGUUGGUGACGUAUGUGUUUUCGGAGGAUGAGGGAGUCAAGGCGAUAUUGAGAGAACGCACGAGAAGCGGGAGUCUUGUGUUUAACUGCACGUUCUUGCAGAUGGCUGUGUAUGAGCUGCCGUAUGGAGGAGUUGGAGAAUCGGGAUCUGGGAGGAGUAAUAAAGCGUGUAUGGAAGAGUUCUCCUAUGUCCGCUCCCAGAUUGACGUUCCUAUGGCAAUGGAAUCACAUCUAGAGAUAUUUUAUCCACCGUAUUCGGAGGAGGCGACGCGCGCGGUGGCUAGGAUGGGUAUUGAGGUGGCUCUUCCGGAGAGUUCACCAGAACACGGAAUUGUUGAUGGUAAGGUAUGCGUGAAAGGAUAGGGUGGUGACGAUAUUUUAUUUCGGCCCCCCUUAGUAAUAUUCUAAUGAUUUUUUAUUUCAUACGUGCUUUGGAUGAAGAGUAUUUUGAAAGUUUAUAUCACUAAUUACCAUGUUAUAUGUUCCAUCUGAUUUCUUUGUUCGUCUAUUAAUAAGCUACGUUCAAUGGAUUGUAUUACCAG
This is a messenger RNA of Guyanagaster necrorhizus, 1985 nucleotides long. RefSeq names its product aldehyde dehydrogenase. The coding region runs from base 328 to 1806 and encodes 492 amino acids. NCBI's taxonomy places the organism in Eukaryota, Fungi, Basidiomycota, Agaricomycetes, Agaricales, Physalacriaceae. Gene Ontology annotation, cellular component: cytoplasm. The record is from RefSeq and is a predicted model, not a curated record. Gene Ontology annotation, molecular function: aldehyde dehydrogenase (NAD+) activity. Gene Ontology annotation, biological process: aldehyde metabolic process. The transcript has 11 exons.